This is a messenger RNA of Aptenodytes forsteri (emperor penguin), 4581 nucleotides long. It is a transcript of the gene GGA3, whose product is annotated as golgi associated, gamma adaptin ear containing, ARF binding protein 3. Gene Ontology annotation, biological process: intracellular protein transport; vesicle-mediated transport. The record is from RefSeq and is a predicted model, not a curated record. Gene Ontology annotation, molecular function: ubiquitin binding; phosphatidylinositol binding; small GTPase binding. Bases 84 to 2291 code for a protein of 735 amino acids. The transcript has 17 exons. Gene Ontology annotation, cellular component: trans-Golgi network. NCBI's taxonomy places the organism in Eukaryota, Metazoa, Chordata, Aves, Sphenisciformes, Spheniscidae.
AGGAGAGGUGCAGAACUGCGGUUGUAGUGGCACAGCAGCGGUCUGGGUCCAUUAAUCAAUUUGCUUGUUGGGAGGUGCGAGGAAUGGGCAGGCAAGAAGACUGGGAAUACAUCAUCGGAUUCUGUGACCAGAUCAACAAAGAACUUGAAGGGCCACAGAUAGCUGUGAGACUCCUGGCUCAUAAAAUCCAGUCACCACAGGAAUGGGAGGCAGUCCAAGCCUUGACAGUGCUAGAAGCUUGUAUGAAGAACUGUGGGAGAAGAUUUCAUAAUGAAGUAGGGAAGUUUCGCUUUUUAAAUGAGUUAAUAAAAGUUGUGUCUCCAAAGUACCUGGGAGACCGAGUCUCAGAGAAGGUGAAGACCAAAGUCAUUGAAUUGCUGUAUAGCUGGACAGUGGCAUUGCCAGAAGAAUCCAAAAUCAAGGAUGCCUACUACAUGCUGAAGCGACAAGGGAUCAUUAUGUUUGAUCCUGUGAUUCCUGCAGACAGAACCCUGAUUCCUUCUCCACCACCUCGUCCCAAAAACCCUGUGUUUGAUGAUGAGGAGAAAUCCAAGCUUCUAGCCAAACUGCUGAAAAGCAAAAACCCAGAUGACUUACAAGAGGCCAACAAGCUUAUAAAAUCCAUGGUAAAAGAGGAUGAGGCUCGGAUUCAAAAAGUGACAAAACGCAUGCACACGCUGGAGGAAGUAAAUAACAAUGUGAAACUGCUGAAUGAGAUGUUGGUUCAUUACAGCAAAGAGGACUCAUCAGAGGCCGAUAGGGAGCUCAUGAAGGAGCUCUAUGAAAGGUGUGAAACCAAAAGACGGACAUUAUUCAAGCUGGCCAGUGAGACAGAGGAUAAUGACAGCAGUUUGGGGGAUAUUCUGCAGGCCAGUGACAAUUUAUCCCGUGUGAUAAAUUCCUAUAAAAAAAUAAUAGAGGGGCAAGUGAUCAAUGGUGAAGUGGAUCUCCCUGUCAUAUCUGUAGUGGAAGGGAGUAACUCCACAAGUAAUCUCAACACCCUCAUUGACCUUGCUGGAUUGGACGUCACUAGCACCCCGCCACCUCCAAUGCCACCUACCACCCUGACACCAGCCCCCACAGUAGCCCCAGCCCCAGCAGAAAUCCCCAUUCUCCCGCCUCCUCCUCAGACGUUUGCACAGUUGCGGAGCAGUUCCUCUAGCCAAGUGGAAGCCGCACCCGCUCAGCAGAGCAGCACGGCCAACUCCAUCUCCUUGCUGGAUGAGGAGCUUCUGUGCUUAGGCCUGAAUGACCCGGCCCCUACAGCAGUGAAGGAGACAUCAGAAAGCAACCAGUGGAGCAUGUUUGAGAAUGACCAGUUGGACCUGGAUUUCUUUAAUCCGAAGAUGGUGACUGUUGCUUGCAACCCUGCAGGGAACCCUCUUCUCCAUCACACAUCACAGACCACGUGUGGAACGUCAGUGACGCUGCCCUCUGCUUUCACAGCCUCUCAGACUGCUCCCAGCAUCCCAGCACCAAACUCGGCACCAUUUGUAUUCUCUGCUGUACCGGCUGCCCCUGCAGGGCCUCCUAAGACUAUUCCAGCUGCUCCUGGAUACUUCAGCUCAUCUGUGGGGAGCAAUGUGUCACAUAAGAUGGAUGCAUUGGGACAACUCCUUGAAGAAGCCAAAGGGACUGCCACCCAAGGCAUGGCGACACCUUUGUUGUUCCCUGGGGUUACUUUGCCUACCACUGUCACCUCUGCCCCGUUAAUAGCACCUGCAGGGCUGCCAGCCACUGCCCCUGGAGCCCCUCCAGUUCCUUUCCCAAGCAGCUGCACUGCUGGCUCAGGAAGUCCUCUCUUCCAGCCAGCAUCAUUCCAGCAGCAAGGUAGUCCCAUGAAAGCACCUGAAAUUUCUUUGGCCAAUGUCCAUGUUCCUCUGGAAUCCAUUAAACCCAGCAGUGCCCUCCCGGUGACAGCCUAUGACAAGAACGGCUUCCGGAUCCUCUUGCACUUUGCCAGGGAGUGCCCACCGGGAAGGUCGGAUGUGCUAGUCGUGGUAGUCUCAAUGCUGAACACGGCACCACUUCCUGUGAAGAACAUCGUUCUGCAGGCUGCUGUGCCGAAGUCCAUGAAAGUGAAGUUACAACCACCCUCUGGCACAGAGCUGUCUCCAUUCAAUCCCAUCCAGCCGCCUGCUGCCAUCACCCAAGUCAUGCUUCUGGCAAAUCCUACGAAGGAGAAAGUGAGGCUGAGAUACAGACUGACCUUCACACUGGGAGACCAGCCCAGCACAGAGGUUGGCGAAGUGGAUCAGUUUCCCCCGGUAGAGCAGUGGGGGAAUCUAUGACCUUGGGACACUGCCAGAGACUCUGUGACAGGACCAGGAAAGGAUCCCGCAGGACUGGAAUGAAUGUGACAUGGGGAGGGACACACAUGCUAUCCACUGGUGAUGUUCAGCUUUGUUUACGUGUCCUGACCACUCUGCUUGUAGCUUUAGUCCAGAAUGUUUUGCCCCACAUUGAAGGGAUCCUGGAACAUUUAUGCCAAGCAUGAACUGAGUGGCAGCCAGUAACAGGCAAUGCUGGCUGCUUUUAUCUUGACCUCUGGGUGAAUCUGGUUCUAUCUUCCACUCUAUUAAACUUGAAGUUACUGUAUUUUGAGGGGAGACCUGUCAGCAGAAGGGGAUUUAGUUGGCUUGUUCCUGUACUGCUGUCCCGAGAUAACUACAGGCUGGUGGGGUAAUGAUGCCACCGUGAGCUUCCUCAGUGCAGAGCCCUUACCCAUGCCCUCCCUCGGACUUUUACCUCCUCAGUGCCAGACCGGACCUGCUAAGCAUGUUGAGCAAUAAUGCUGGCUCCAUGAGGGAAUGCUUAUUUUUUACACUGAAAUGGCACUUAGCUCCCUUUCUUCCCCUCUGCUGCUUCAUUCCCAACGGCCAAUGUAAGCAGACCCUCGCUCUGUGUUGUGCGACACUGCUGUAUCUUUGGUUGUUAUAUUUAUUUUAUACUGCUAGCUGCCUUCCUGUUGUAUCCAUUUUGGGCAGCUGGGGCUGAGUUUUGUAUGCAAAUGGUUACACUGGUUAUUUUUCUGCCUUCAUUGCAUUCCAUAGUGUGGGGAAGAGAGGAAACGUGUAGUGAGGAGGUAAACAGGGCUGGAAAGGAGCGGUCAGUAUUGGUGGAGGACAGCACCUGGAGUGCAGAAAUGUCUUUACAAUCACUAAUCAGGUGCAGUGACCGAAUCCAGGGAUAAGGAGAGAUGCCUCUCAUGUCCCCUCAUGCAGGCAGCAUUAUUAUUGUAGUUGAAUACUGUGUUUCACUGAGAUGAGUACCUCUUGUACAUUUACAAGAUGUAACUAAUAGAGCUAUAGGAUAUCUAAAUAGAAACAAGCAGACAGUGAAAGGCAAGAAGGCUCUACUGGGCUGUGACGAUGCAUGUGCUGGGUUUAAUGCCCUGUUUUAUUUGUUCCCUGUAUUAAGUGGCUAAGUGCAAUUGCCUCCACAAGGGGGGAAAGCAGUGUUCUGCGCUAACAGGGGCAGAAGAGCUGACCCCUCCAGCUACGUUCUCACAGAAACUAGGUUUAAAUCACUUGAACUUGACUCCAGCAGUCCCUUCCUUCUCCCUCUCAACUUCCAAUCUCAAGCAGUGCCUCAACUAGCUUUGAGACAGACUGUUUCAAAUUAACAGGUUUUCUUAACAUUCAUUGACAAAAGCACAGAUAGGGCAGGUCCUUGGACGCUAAGCCCAGUAUUUCUAGCAGUGCUGUCAAGCAACAGCUCUUAGCAAACUAUGAAUGGGAGCAGCCAGCUCAAGUGCUGAGAAAAUCACCAGGAGGAGACCCUUGCCUGUUGUAGGAAGAAAACUCCAGGGGAGAAAGUGCUGCCGCAAUUAAUGGCGGCUGUAAAACCCAUUACUGCAAAUGCAGCUUGGAGUUAUUUAUAGUUGAAUUUUCUUUACUAUGUUGCAAAGUAAAAAUCACUAGAGGUGGAAAAACUCGGUGGAUUCAAAGGCCUGAGGUCCUAAUCAGAGGCACCAGGCAGUUGUAGAAGCCCUGAAGGUGGAAUCAAAGCUUGGCCAACGAACUUGCUGUAAACCCCUGGUCUGAAGCUCAUGAAGACCCCAGCCUUGUCAGCCCCCUGUCAUAGAAGGCAGGCAAAAGGGAUGGGUACGUUCUUUGGAUCCUUAAAGAAAACAGUUUUAAAUUGAUGGACUAGGAUAGGGGACAAGGAGAGAAUUCUUUCUGCCUCAGACAUGUUCUUGCCAGCACUUUAGACACAGUAGGCAUGGGGGUAGUGCUUAGGUCAUGGUAGUGUGUCCCGAGGAAGCAGGUUUCACUGCUUUUGAUGCCUGCACGUGAAUCUCACUGUGACUUUGAGGAAGUCAGAAGAGCACAAGUGCUUUCUGCAGAAUGGCUUUGUUCUCAGUGUUAACGGCAGCGCACUGCCUGCGCUGUACAGCCAAAUGGAAAGAUGCUGUAGUCUUGCUGUGUGGAAAUGCAUUGUUAAAAGCUUUGGGAAUUAAGCUAUGAAUGUCCCUUGUCUGUAGGGUGAGGUUCCUGCUUGAUAUCGAACAGCCGUAACUGUAUACACAUCUCAAAUGCAUUUGUUCUGCUGCAUGUUAAAUAAAUUGUUUUCCCUACU